CGGGGCAGGGCGGCGGCGAUGGGUCUGACCGGCAGCGCAGGUAGUUCUAGCUGAUGCCCAGGGUUCCUUGUAAUGAUGCCAUCACGUACGAAUCUGACUGCUGGGAUUCCCAGUAGCAAAGUCAAAUAUUCCAAGCUCUCCAGCACUGAUGAUGGAUAUAUUGACCUGCAGUUUAAGAAGAGCCCACCAAAAAUCCCCUACAAGGCAAUUGCACUGGCUAUUGUGCUCUUCAUGAUCGGGACCUUCCUCAUUAUCAUAGGUGCCCUCCUCUUGGCAGGAUACAUUAGCAAAGGCGGCACGGACCGUGCUAUCCCCGUGCUCAUCAUCGGGAUCCUUGUGUUUCUCCCAGGCUUCUACCACCUGCGCAUCGCAUACUACGCUUCCAAAGGCUAUCGGGGCUAUUCCUAUGACGAUAUCCCGGAUUUUGAUGAUUGAACAAUGUAUUUAAUUGCAUUCUAAUUAGGUUGGUGGUAAGCACUGUUAGUUAUGCUGGAUAUCUGAGGGGACCUGUAAGAUUCUAGAUGAAGUAUAGCAGUCACAAGAUUCCAGUUCCUGGUUUUGAGGGGAUGGAGGUUUUUCAUUUGUGGGAUGGGGGCUUGAAGACACAACUGACCAAAAGGAUUGCAACAUUAGGUGGGAAGAACAUGUGAUUUAUUGUAUUUUUCCUCUUUUCGGUCACAUAAUGCUGGUUGCUUGUAGGAAGUUCUUCUUGGGCAAGGCAAUUCUAACGAUUUUCCAAAAAUAGGUGAGCCAGUUUCAGCAGUAAAGAUAUUUGUUUUUUCUAACUGUUUUAUAGUGUUUAUUUUCGGUUUCAGUGAGAUUGUGGUUAUCACUGGGUUUACUUUUGCAGACAAACGCUAUAGUUAAACUCUCCUUUUCUUCUCUGUCCAUCAGAAAUGCUUCCAAUCUACUUGUCCUGUGCUUGUCUGGAGUAAUGCGAGUCAGAUACGUACAAUAGGGGGAAAACUCUGCUUCCAUGAAAUAACUUACACGUAGUGCAUUUGCUGUACAGCUCUUGUCAGACUACCAGGUUUAUUUACUCAGCAAACGCUUCAGAAGCAAGUUAUUUCCCAUGCCACUGUUACUUUUGGCAAAAUCUGCUUAUCCUUGAAAAGGACUGUUGUUGGAUUUUGCUUAUUAUUUUAAACCAAAUGGACAGAGGGAGAAGAAUUGGAAUCUGGAUCAGCAGUCAAGUGUCUAAAUACCAAAAAAUCUUGAGUUUGAUUAGUGUGGAUAUUGGAGACACCUGAAUUCCAUCUGUCUAUUUGGAAUCAUUUUGUCCUUGUCUAGAUAAUACGCUGUGCAUAACUCCCUAGACCAGUAAAAUGGAAAUCUCUGUAUAGUUUGUACUGAAUAAAUCCCAUGUGUAUUGUUUUGCUAGCUUCAGUGAUAUGUUCUUGAGAGAAAACAGAUUGGUAGCUCUGUUUUAUGUAAAGUAAAAACCGUCUGUCUCCUGAAGUGGGAAUGAACUCGGUGUCCUGGGGAACAAGUAUGUGACAAGUAGUGAUGCAAGGAGAUGUAUUUAAUAUGAAUAAACUGCACUGCAUUCUGUGUACAAAUCA
Athene cunicularia (burrowing owl) is the source of this 1562-nucleotide messenger RNA. RefSeq names its product transmembrane protein 230 (gene TMEM230). Gene Ontology annotation, cellular component: synaptic vesicle; endomembrane system. The record is from RefSeq and is a predicted model, not a curated record. Gene Ontology annotation, biological process: synaptic vesicle transport. Bases 73 to 435 code for a protein of 120 amino acids. The transcript is spliced from 4 exons. Lineage: Eukaryota; Metazoa; Chordata; Aves; Strigiformes; Strigidae.